AUGAAAGAUGAAUACUCCGAUAUUCUGCAAAGAAUAGCCACUAUUUCACCGAAUAACAUAAGCAAUUUGGGAGUUGACGACUUUGCUGAUGUAUCACCCACGCAUAUGCCUUCCCUGCCGAAUAUUAAUAACUUUAUGGUAAAUACGAACAUGUCGAGUGCUGAACUGUUGGAUUUUGAUGCUUCUCAAAAUGACUCUGCACACUUUUCAACUAAUAAUGGCGCUACAAAUGGAUCUGAGCAAACCCUUAAAGAAAUUUCGAUAUGUGUGGAGGGAAACGCAUUGGAUGAUGUUAUGAAUCGCUUGAAUGCAUUGUCUAACGAAUUUGAAAUAUAUAAAUCCGAAACGACCAUAGUAUUGAACGAGCUUGUAGAUGGGUAUGAAAUUCGUAAUAGCCAAGUGAGAGAUAAUCAACUUGCCCAAGAAAACGACUUAUUAAAAAAAGCAAAUAUGGCACUUAAAUCUGACGUACGUAAACUUGAAUGUCUAUUGUCCGAAACCAGUUCUAAAUUAGUAGCUGCGGAAAGCGAAAAAGCUAGUCUCGUGACGGUUAUUCGGUUAAUGAAUGAGGAUUGUGCUAAUGCUGUUAAAGAUGUAGGGGACAACGUUCGCAGUCAAACGACUCAACCAAGAAAUCCAUGGUGUACGGUUCAUACAAGAAGUGAGAAUCAAAAAGGUAACAAGGUUACAAGGCUGCACAACCAGUUCUCGUCUUUAGAGGACGAGGCAAAUGAACUAAACAAUAACAGUGACUUUGAUGCUUCCGUAAUUAAUAUUGAUUCUGAUAUACAACAACCAACACCUAGUCAAAAUAUGUCUGAGAGUACAAGUAAAUCUACAGAGCCCAAGGAUGACAGAACGCAAGGUACAAGUGGUAACAGUGUCGAGUACCAAAGAAAGGUAUUGCACUUAUUGGGGAUUCAAUAAUCAAAAAUGUUAGUCCGGUAAAACUCUCAAAAAGGAAAGUUUAUAAAUUCACAUAUCCAGGUAAAACAACUAUAGAAAUAACUAAUGAGCUUGCCAAAAUUAAUAUUAAACCGGAGCCGUCUCAUGUUGUUAUUCACGCAGGGACAAAUGAUGUCCCUGUUGAAUCUAUAGACGAAUGUGUUGGUAACAUGGAAAAACUUAUUACAACAGCUAAACAGAAAUUCCCUAAUUCUAAAAUUGGAAUUUCUGGACUUACAUUGAGACAGGAUAGUGAUUUAAUAUCAAAAAUAGAAGAAAUUAAUGAGAAAGUUCAGAGUUUGUCAUCUAAGCAUGAUGUGACAUUUAUAAGUAAUAUGUCAAUAGAUGAGACAUGUUUGAACUCUAGUGGCCUGCAUCUAAAUGCAAAGGGGACUGCCAUACUAGCUACACAUUUUAUUAAGUUCCUUAGGGAUGGGCAAUCCUUAAGUUCACUGCGCCCACAAAAACAUUCCCGUCAGGAUUUUCCAAAGAACACGAUAAACCAUCUGGCAGAACUACUAAAUGCGAUAAUGAACGUGAACAAGUAAAUUGUCAAGAUGUGCCAAGCAAUUCUUUAUUAGGCAUAGAUAGUGAAAUUAACAUAAUCGCCAAAAGUAAAGGUUUGAAGAUAGCCAACUUAAAUGUAAAUAGCUUAAUGAAACAUCUGGAUGAAAUUCACUUAAUCCUUAACAAUAACGCCCUUGACAUUCUUGCAAUUAAUGAGUCCAAAAUUGAUAAUCAGAUUUCAAAUAAUGAGAUACAUAUUGAUGGUUUUAAUAUAAUUCGUAAAGAUCGAAAUAGGUUUGGUGGUGGUGUGGUUCUAUAUGUUCGCCAAAACAUAUCAUUCUCAGAUAGAAUUGAUCUAAUCCCUGAUGAACUUGAGAUGGUCUGCAUUGAAUUAAGUUUACCCUACAAUAAAUCACUGCUAAUAAGCACAUGGUAUAGACCACCAAAUUCUCUUAUGAAUAAAUUUGAUUACUGGGCAAGCUUUUUAGCAAAAUGUGAUAAUGAAGAUAAGAAGCUAAUCCUCAUAGGAGAUCUAAAUUGUGAUGUCAGUAAAACUAUACCUGACCCUCACACAUGUAAGUUGCAAUUUUUAUGUUCUCUGUAUCAGAUAGACCAACUUAUUAAAGAAUCUACAAGGCUAACUCCUAAAUCAGCUACACUAAUUGAUUUAAUAUUAACAAAUAGACCAGAAAAUAUUUCCAGAUCAGGUGUCAUUCAACUGGGAAUUUCAGAUCACAGCCUUGUCUACGCUGUGAGAAAAUUUACACUACCGAAUGGAAGGCAAAAAAUUCGUCCGGUUCGUAACUUUAAAAACUUUGUCGAAAAUGAUUUCAUUCGGGAUGUGUCUCAAUUGCCUUGGGAGAUGGUCUAUCAGUUUGGAGAUCCCAAUUUAUGUUGGCAAGUCUGGAAAUCACUAUUAUUAGAUGCACUUAAUAGACAUGCCCCUCUGCGCCACAAGCGAAUAAGGAAUAACCCUGUCCCAUGGAUUAAUCCUCAAAUUAAAGAACUUAUGAGAAAAAGGGACUAUCACAAAAAAAAAGGCCAUAAAAUAUGAUUCGGAGUCACAGUGGGAAUUGUAUAAAACACUACGUAAUGAAGUAAAUAUAAACAUGCGGAAAGCAAAAUCUAAGUACUUUUGUGAUAAAAUCCAGGCAAGCUCUCAAAUGGGAGACAAAGUGGAUGGGCUUGGAUAAAUUCGCUCUUAGGAAGAAAGCAUAAGAAUACAAAUAUUAAUGAACUGAAAGUAAAUGAUGAUAUUAUUUCUGAUGAUAAAUCUAUUACUGAAACAUUAAAUGAAUAUUUUAUAAAUAUUGGAAUGAAGAUGGCUGCUGAAUCAGCAUGUCAAAACACUGAUGCUUUAAAUGAUCAAGUAAUUUAUGAAAGUACUGUGCUUCUUCCUAAAGAAAAUUUUCACUUCGCAGAUAUUACUAUAGAUAGUGUUUCCAAACGCCUACAAAAACUAAAUGUCUCAAAAGCGACAGGUAUGGAUGGAAUACCUGCGAAUAUUUUAAAACUGACAUCAACCCUUAUUGCUCCAUCUAUAACUUUUAUAUUUAACCCAUCGAUUAGAACUGGUAUUUAUAUAGAUGAGUGGAAAUUGGCUAGAGUUAUACCAAUUUACAAAUCUGAGGAUAAGC
This is a messenger RNA of Paramuricea clavata, 3089 nucleotides long. Lineage: Eukaryota; Metazoa; Cnidaria; Anthozoa; Malacalcyonacea; Plexauridae. The record is from the annotation of a GenBank genome assembly.